AGUUCACCGACCACCGUACUCAUUCAUUCAGUUGUCAAAAUGUUCGCGCGUGGAGUGGUUGUGCUAUUAGUGUUUAUAAUAUCGGGACAAUGUGUUUUACGAAAAGAUCGUCAGUACUGGGAAGAGUUAGGCACAAACGAGAUAGAAGAAGCUCUGGGUAUAAAAAACAACUUAGGUAUUGCCAAGAAUGUGAUUCUCUUCAUCGGUGAUGGUAUGGGAGCUCAAACCGUGACUGCUGCGCGUAUACACAAGGGAGGAGAGGGACAUAGAUUGUCCUUCGAAAAGUUCCCUCAUAUGGGUUUGUUAAAGACAUACUCAGCGGACAAAAUGGUUCCGGAUUCUGCAUCAACAGCCACAGCUUUGCUGGGUGGUGUCAAGACUAAUGACAAGACUUUAGGAGUAGACGCUAGUGUACCGAAUGGGGAUUGUGAAGCAUCCUUACGCCCUGAAGCUAAGGUGAAGUCAUUAGCGGCACAUGCUUUGAGGGCAGGAAAGGGGGCAGGUUUUGUUACAACGAUGAGAGUAACCCACGCGACACCCGCCCCAGUGUACGCAUUCAGUUCUGAUAGGAACUGGGAGUGCGACGCCUUGACACCUGCCAACUGCAAAGAUAUUGCCCGUCAGAUGAUCGAGGAUUGGCCUGGACGAGACCUGAAUGUAAUUCUUGGGGGUGGACGUCAAAGUCUGAUAACAAAUGCGACGGCGUUAGAUAACGACCCUCUUAGUAACUGGGCCUGCUCAAGAAAAGAUGGUCGAAACCUCAUCGAGGAUUACAAAAAUAACAAGGAGAGUCGAGGGCUGAAGUAUUCCUUCGUUGGUAAUACGGAUCAAUUGAAGAGCAUACCCGAAGAUACAGAUUAUUUAUUGGGAAUAUUUUCCAACGCCCACUUGCCAUAUGAGUUCCAGAGAACACCUGAGUCGCCUUCAAUCGUAGACAUGACGGAGGCCGCAAUAAAAGUUUUACAACGAAAUAAGAACGGAUUCUUCCUUAUGGUUGAAGGUGGAAAUAUAGACAUGGGUCACCAUAGGGGCAGAGCUCGCACAGCCAUAGAUGAAGCCUUAGCAUUGGAGGAGGCUGUAAAACUUGCUUAUAACAUGACGGAUCCCAGUGAUACUCUAAUAGUGGUGACAUCAGACCACGCGCACUCUAUGACCAUUAAUGGGCAUCCCAACCGCGGUGAUAAUAUAUUUGGUACCGUCGGUCCAUCGAGGGCAGACGGCCUUAACUACACGACGAUAGCGUACGGCACUGGUGGACCUGGCUCCCGUCAAUAUGAGAUCCAGGUCGUAAACGGCACAAACCAGAUAGUGCGGCGAGACCCUAGCCGAGAUGACACCACAGACUUUAUGUACGAGCAAAUAGCUGCCAUCACCCUAGAAGAGAACAAACACGGAGGAGGAGAUGUAGGAGUUUACGCUAGCGGUCCAUAUUCCCACUUAUUCCACAACGUACACGAACAACAUUACGUAUACUACGCUAUAUCGUACGCAGCAAGAAUGGGCAAGUACGCUGAGCGACCUAUCGACUCUGGCGCAAUCUCAAUACAGACAAACCUUCUAUCCUUAAUGUCUUUUGUAUUAGUAUUAAUUGCUGUUAUAUAGAUUUUGUUAAAGUUCUGCCAGUUUUCAGCUUACAGUUUCAUUUAGAGACUCCUUGCUUGAAAUUCAUAAAAUUAGACCGAUGUUUAAAUGAUGAAAAUAAAUUGGGUGUAUCCCAAUUUAUUUUCAUCAUUUAAAUAUGAUUCAUAGUCUUUGCUUGAAAUAUUAUUUGCCUCCUCAAUGCAAUGAAGGCAAACAAGCUAAAUGCCAUCAUUUUAUUUUUAUGUUAAAAAUGAUCAACAAUGUUAAGUUAAAUAUACGUUUAUGUAGUAUACCUGUGAGUAGUCCUUAUACACACAUAAUGUAUUUAACACGCGCAAACUUCUUCCCACCUCCCAAAUACUGGAAAACUUCAUGUAACUUUAGCAAGAUCGGUAUGUAUCAUAAGAGAUUGACUUAGAGGCUUGUUUAUAUGUAAUCUAUCAGUUACAUCAUAAGAUUCUAACUAAAGCACUCAGUGCGAUGGCAAGUUAGUCUCAGCUAAACCUGUUUAAAUAUCCCUUUAUUCAUAAAAAUAAUUCAGACUAAUUGCCGUCUUAUAUACAGUAUAUCUAAUCUAUCGUUCCAUUCUGUCAAAAAGUUUACCUUGUGAUGACUAGAGACAGAAUAGUAACAUAUGCAACUGGAUUGAUUUUUUUUGUAAAAAUGUAAUAUUAAUUUUAUUAGUAAAAUAUACUAUUAUGUAUAAGAGUAAUUAAAUUUGAU
Pieris rapae (cabbage white) is the source of this 2304-nucleotide messenger RNA. Its product is annotated as alkaline phosphatase. Gene Ontology annotation, biological process: dephosphorylation. NCBI's taxonomy places the organism in Eukaryota, Metazoa, Arthropoda, Insecta, Lepidoptera, Pieridae. The record is from RefSeq and is a predicted model, not a curated record. The transcript has 9 exons. Gene Ontology annotation, molecular function: alkaline phosphatase activity. The coding region runs from base 40 to 1602 and encodes 520 amino acids.